Molecule: messenger RNA, 1766 nt
Organism: Gossypium raimondii (Peruvian cotton)
Lineage: Eukaryota; Viridiplantae; Streptophyta; Magnoliopsida; Malvales; Malvaceae
Product: probable polygalacturonase
Exons: 5
Coding region: 305-1645 (446 amino acids)
Biological process (GO): carbohydrate metabolic process
Molecular function (GO): polygalacturonase activity
Source: RefSeq, a predicted model, not a curated record
AAAGAGCCAUACAUUCCUCUUACUCUACUUUCAGCCUCAGCUUCUUCUUUUUAAAUUCUCUCUCAAUCUUGAUUCUUCACAUUCCCUUUUUUAAUCUUUAAAUAAUAGUAUUUUAAUUCUUUGUUCUUCAUUUUCCCUGUUCUUCACCAACUAAAAUAAUCAAAACCCAUUGUAUCUUUCUCCUUGUUUCACUCUGCAGAUCCUCCCCCAUUCAUUCAAACACCAAAUCAAAAGUUCAUUUUGUUCCUUUUCUCAUUGUCAGUCUCCACAUCAAUACUUCCCCCAAUUUUUUUUUCUAAAAACAAUGUUUCGAACUCAACCGUUGGUUUCGGUUUUGCUUUGUUGCUUCACCUUUUGGUUCCACAUUUCAUUUGGGUACUUGAUAACGUGCUCGGGGAUAGUUCCGACGAGGUACCGGAACGAUAAGGUAUCGAUAACGGAUUUUGGCGGCGUCGGUGAUGGAAAGACACUCAAUACGAAGGCUUUCCGGGAAGCUAUAUACCGGAUUCAACAUCUGAGAAGGAGAGGUGGGACCUUGCUUUAUGUGCCUCCUGGGGUGUACUUAACGGAGAGCUUUAAUCUUACUAGUCAUAUGACUCUUUAUUUGGCUAGAGGCGCCGUCAUCAAAGCCACUCAGGACACAUGGACAUGGCCAUUGGUUGCUCCUUUACCAUCUUAUGGAAGGGGAAGGGAACGCCCUGGAGGAAGAUACAUGAGCUUCAUUCAUGGAGAUGGAUUACGAGAUGUGGUGAUCACCGGUGAGAAUGGCACAAUUGAUGGUCAAGGAGGUAUCUGGUGGAACAUGUGGAGACAGGGAAAUCUCCAGUUUACAAGACCAAAUCUUGUUGAAUUUAUGAAUUCCAGAGGCAUUAUUAUUUCCAAUGUGAUUUUUAAAAAUUCACCUUUUUGGAACAUUCACCCUGUUUAUUGCAGCAAUGUUGUUAUUCGAUAUGUUACCAUCCUGGCUCCGACCGACUCGCCGAACACCGAUGGGAUUGAUCCAGAUUCAAGCUCCAAUGUUUGCAUAGAAGACUCAUUCAUUUCAACCGGAGAUGAUCUUGUUGCUGUAAAAAGUGGAUGGGACGAAUACGGGAUUGCUUACGGACGUCCCAGCUCUCACAUCACCAUCCGACGAGUAACAGGGUCAUCCCCAUUUGCCGGUAUCGCAGUGGGAAGCGAAACCUCCGGCGGAGUGGAGCACGUCUUGGCCGAGAACAUAGUUAUUUACAACUCCGGUAUCGGUGUUAACAUCAAGACCAACAUUGGCAGGGGAGGGUUCAUAAAGAACAUCACAGUAUCUCAAGUGUUCAUGGAGAACGUAAGAACCGGUAUCAAAAUCACAGGCGACACCGGCGAUCACCCCGAUAACCAGUUCAAUCCGAACGCUCUCCCAUAUGUAAAGGGCGUUACGUUGAAGAACAUUUGGGGUGUUAAAGUACAGAAAGCUGGUUCAAUACAAGGCCUGAAAAACGCCCCUUUCACCAACAUCUGUCUUUCGAAGAUUAACCUCCACGGCAUGACCGGACCGAGAUCUCCUCCGUGGAAGUGCUCCGAUGUAAGUGGAGCUGCAAUCGAGGUAAGCCCAUCGCCAUGUGCUCAGCUCAGCAGCCCACAACAGAGUGGUUCUUGCGCCAACCAUUUCUAAGGAGUCAUCCAUAUAUAAAUAUAGUUUCCCACUGCGUUUUCAACCCUUUAAACAACAAUAUUUCUGAAUUUUAAGCCUCUAUUAUUCUUUAAUUUUCAUAUAAAGUAGUUCUUUUCCCAGA